AUGGCGAAUAUUGGUGAUGAGACAGAUGAGGAGCUUACAGGCCCCUCUGGAGCCACCGCCUCAGCGCAACCAUUUGGUCCUGCGCCCUUUGCACAGCCAACGCCUACAAAUCCUUUUCAGCCAACAAGCCCCACCAAUGCUGGAACUGAGAUUGCUAUGACAGCUGCCGACUUGAGAGUUCUUAUGCAACGCAUGUCAGAGGCUACGCAAGCUGCCACCGCGGCUGCUCAAGCCGCCGCUUUUGCAAGCACUGCUCAAGGUUCCCGACCUAUGGGAGUUGGAGACCUUACCAAGGUCUUGCCGAAGCCUGAUCCAUUCCGGCCCACUACGCGUGAUGAGGAGUUUGCGCAAUGGCCUCAGUGGAGCUGGACGUUCGAACAGUAUUUAUCAUGCUUGGAACCUGAGUUCAGGCAGCAGACAGCAGUGAUCUUGAGUUCUUUGGACGAGAGUGCCAAGCGGCGGUCUCGGCUACUGUACGGCAUGUUGAAUGGCCUACUGUAUGAGCGCGGCAGGCGAUUGCUGCGAUCUGUUCAGGAUCAGAAUGGAUUUGAGGCCUGGAGGCUUCUCAGCAAGGAUCUUAUGCCAAAGACUCGCAAUCGCGUCUUAGCUUUGUUGCGAACAAUCAACAGCUGGCCGUCCUUUGCGGCCCAACAAGGACUUGCUCAGCAACUGCUGCGACUCGAGAGUGCCUUUGAGGAGUAUGAGCGCCUCCAGCCAGACAGACUUCCCGAGAACAACAAGAUGGCCACGCUCCUCAGUUGCCUGACAGGACAGCUUCGUCAGCGUGCCAAUGUAGUCAUUUCCGAUGACAGCUCUUACAGUGAUCUCCGUGAGCUUGUGCUGCGUUGGGAUGGAGCUAACACCAAGUGGCAAACCAGUAAGCCGGGGCACUACAAGAGGGACUGCUUUCAGUUCAAGGCCUACAUGCAAGGCCAUCAGAAAGGUGCCCGGCAGGUUCAGGCAAAUUCUUCUGCAGCGUCUGAAGCCGGCACCAGCACGACUGCCCCUUCUUCCGCGAGUGCACUUCAAGCCCAGCAAGGUAAGGCAGGACAGUCCACCGUUCGCCGUGUUGCGGCUGAACCACUGCUUUUCGACAUGUCUGACCUGGAGGAUCCGUUUCCUUAUGAGCCCAAUGUCUGUAUGGUUACUGUGACUGCGCCACAGAGCUUUGCAAUGGAUUCCCAGGAUGAUGACGAUCAGUGGACUCUGCCUCCUGAUGACUAUGCUGUGCUUGACUUGGUGCCCUUGAUUUUCAAAGGCUACCCUCUUGCAGUGAAUGCUCAGAUUCGCCGUGUGGAGCGUGAGGAGCAAGACGUGAUGCACUACAAUCCAGGUGCAGGUGAGGUCAACAACAACUCUGAGGAUGAGGCUAGCGAAGGUGAGCUUCAUGCUGGACUCCGACAGUCCAACAGCCAACAACAGGUCCGUGAUGCCAACAGCCAACAGCAGGUCCGUGAUGCCAACAGCCAACAACAGGUCCGUGAUGCCGACAGCCAACAGGUCCGUGAUGCCGACAGCCAACAGGUCCGUGAUGCCGACAGCCAACAGGUCCGUGAUGCCGACAGCCAACAGGUGCGUUUUGAGGCUACGACCCUUGAGUCUCUCGAUUUCGGAUGGCAAGUCAGUUCGUCUGGGAGCACCCUCAUUUGCCGCAGUGGAACAUGGUUUCUGCUUGAACACUGUGUGCCGUGGGCUGACUUGAAGGAGGUUGAAGCAGUUCUGCCCGGAGGACAGGUUGCCGAGGUCAUUUCAUUUUUGCACGUGCAGGUCGAGCCAGUUUCUGAGAUAGGUGUGCAGCUCCCUGCAGGCAUGACCGAACCGCAAGGUCUGCCAGAGCCAGAUUUUUAUCAUUUUCGAGCUGAGACUGAGCAAGCGCCUGUCGGGACAGUUGAGCACGAUCGUGUGGUGCCUGAAGAUGAGGCUAUGCAAGGCCUAGAGGAUGCAGCUGGACAAUCGAGCCCAGCGCCAAUGCCGCUGCCCGAACAGCUAGAAGCCGGAGUGCCAGCCGGCAAUGUCGAGCCGCUGAGUCUUGAUGGUGUGCUCAUUUCGCAAGACUCCAGCCUAGCUGUUUUGAAAACUGCAGCAGCCAAGCUCAACCUCAGCACGGCCGGCUCCAAGUCCCGUCUCUUCAGUCGUGUCAAGGGAUAUCUUGAGAAGCAGCGUUUGGCCUUAGAGUUGGAGCUUGCUGCCGAUGCUCAGUCUUCAGGUGAAAGGCAACCAAGGGUUCAGCCUGUAGCGGCCGCUCCCACUGAGGCGGAACGGUUCCUCCAUGAAUGCACGCAUUUGCCUUUCAAGCCGUGGUGCCCACACUGCAUCAGCGUGCGAGCAAUGCCCGACCGGAGUGAGUACUUGAAGGAGGGCCCCCGCGACAAUCCAAUUAUUCAAUUUGAUUUUUCAUUUUCAGGCUACAGUGUGCCGGACGGCGUUUGCAACCUCGAUGCUGCUCCCGAGGACUCCCAGCGUGCACUCAAGUGUCUUGUGGCGCACGACAGCGCUACUGGAAUGAUCGCAGCAUACAGAGUCAUUGGCAACAUGACAGCUUAUGAAAGGGCCUGUGGGGCUAAGUACAGUGGGCGAAUUGCGCCUUUCGCCGAACCCGUCUACUGCCAGCUUGAUGUUAAGCAGAAAGGCGACAAGCGGUGGAUGCUCGGGAUCCUGGUGAGCAAAUCCUCGCUCAACGACAUGUACAUCAUUGCUGGCAAGGACGGGAUCCGGCUGUCACGAUCCAUCCGUCGUGUGGGUCAACCGUGGGAGCUUGAAGUUCAGCUCUACCGUGAGCUGAAAGGCUACCCUUGGGACUAUGGGAGCGGUGUUAUAGGGACCAAGUUUGUUGCAAUGCCGAAGCAACGAAAUCCUGCUGUCGACCCAGUGCCUGAUGUGGCACCACCAAGGUCCCCUGAUGAGGCUGCGAGCGAGCCACCGACUCCUGCAGUUGAGGCACUUGGGAUGCCGGUUACGCCGUUGGGCGGGGCCGGAGCAAUGGCGCCUCCUAGGCGCAAUGUGCCUCCUCCUGAAAGUGCUCGAGCAGUUCCAGAUGAGAGAAUGGCUGUUACAGAAGAGCCUCCUGGGCCGAAUCCGUCUAUGCGGCCCGAUCCACCCAGCACUCCCGAGGCUGAACUGCCACCGUUGAAGAAGCUGCGUAUUCGUGCUGUGACUUUUGGUGAGCAUUCGUAUGAGGUGAAUGACGAAGGGGAGUUCGACUUGGAUCAGCCCGAUGGCUGGGAGGUUCAGACCAAGCUUUGGUCCAUGGAGUCCGAGAUGGACGACAGUUUCACGAGUGAGCUCAAGGCCGAUCCCGAAGCGGAGGUGGCCGAGGAUGAUGAUAGAUUGUGGUUUGCUGACAAUGGAAAGGAGCCAGAGCUCGAUGAUGCCAUUUUGGCCGAGCUCGACAACCUUGCUGAUCAGGUUGAGGUCAGCAGACUGCUGAAGAAGUCUGUGCUGAGAGAUGCCACGAGUGAUGAUGAUUUGGCUUCGAUGAACACGGAUAUUGUGCGCCUCAUUCCGGCGCAGUGGCUGACUUGGAAGCAGACGCGGCCGUCCGAGCAGUAUGCCAUUUUGGCGCUCGAUGUGAAGGACGCGUACCUGGAGGUUCCUCAGCCGACCCCGGUGGUUUCUAAAGUGCAAGGUCGAGAUCUCGUGUUCAUGCGAAUGGUGCCGGGGCAACGCGAAGGAUCGCAACAGUGGUUCUCCCACUUCUGCGAGUAUCUCGGAGAACACUUUGUGGUUGAAAAGUGCAAAGAGUGCCCUGCGGUAGUGCAUGUCAGCAGCAAGCCAGGAUCCGAUGGAGUUUGUGCAGACAAGGGUCCGGGCAUGAUUCAUGUGGAUGACUCUCUACUUCUUUUGCCGCUCCAGUGGGCCCGCGAGUGCUUUCUUCCAGUGAUUGAGCAACGGUUUCAGAUCACGUAUGAGCUUGCAUAUAAGGUAGUUUCUGUAGUGCCAUGGACGGUGCCGUAG
Molecule: messenger RNA, 3954 nt
Organism: Symbiodinium sp. CCMP2592
Lineage: Eukaryota; Dinophyceae; Suessiales; Symbiodiniaceae
Source: the annotation of a GenBank genome assembly